UCUCUCUCCUCCUCUUUCUUUUUUUCUUUCUCUCUUUUGUACGCGUGUCUCGGUCAGUUUCGAGAAAAGUCGAACUCUGACUUUUCGAAAGGAACAGUCAGGAUUCACGCAAAGACACAUGCGGAAUUCGAGAUCGGUUCGUGUCAUUACCGGAGAAUGGACCGUGGAUCUAAUUAAGAGGAUGCGUGAUCCUCUCGAAAGGUAGUAGAUCGCGAGAACAAAAAGUGGAGGAAGAACAAACGGAGAAGAGAGAAGAGAGACGAGGACAGUUAAAGAAGACGAUUAACGAGAACAGUGAAGUUGUCAAACGUCAUCGACGGUGGACUUUUAUUUCUCUCUCUCUCUCUCUCUCUCUCUCUCUCUCUCUCUCUCUCUCUCUCUCUGUUUCUCUCUCUUCUCUUUCUUUCUAUCGCUCGGUGUCUAUCAUUGACAUUUCCGUGACAUUUUAACAGUGUGCGCGUGUUUAGAGACGAGCGAGCGUAACCCGCGGUCGCGCUUGCGCGAGAAAUCGUUCGCUCGUUUGUCGCAUCGUAUCUAUUGAAAAGAAAUAAUCGUAGGAGUGAGAGAGAGAGGAGAUUAAAAAAAAAGGGAGUUGAAGGGAGGAUUAAUCUAUUAAGAAUUUAGUCAAAGUAUAUACGAAGAGUGGGAAAAGAGAGAAGCGGGAGGGAGGGAGGAGAGGAGAGAACAAGAGAAGAAGAACAAAAAGAAGGACAAAAAAGAAAAAGAAGAAAAGAAGAAGAAGAAGAAAAAGAAGAAGAAAGACAAAGCCGUGGAGUUGGUGGGAUAUUAUUCGAUGACGCGAAUUCCGUGCCUUAUCGGCUUCACGGCUGACGCCGACGGCUUAUCGCCGGCGUUAUCUGGCUCACCGCUGCUCUCUCGGAACCCUUGCGUGUCCUCGAGCAGAGAACUUUAAGCGUUUUCGUUGACGGCUGGGUUACGGCUUUACGGGAUCGUCCGAACAAAGUUUCUCUCUCCUUCUCGCUCUCUCUCUCUCUCCGUGUUCGUUCCUUUGCGAUAAUAAAUGAUUCGCUUUUAUCCUCAGUUUUGAUGUACUUACUCGCGAGUGUGUCCGUUUAAAACUCUUCGUACGUUUCUUGAGCGAUAGGGUGAGGUUUUUGAAAAAAGAAAGAAGAGAAGAAGAGAAAGAAAAGGAACAGAAAGAAAAAAGAAAAGGAAGAAUAGAAAAAGGGCGGACGACGAUGCAACUUGAACUACACGCUCGAACGAUCGGAUUCUGACGUUCAACAGGUGUUCGCCUGUGAGGUGACUCGCGAGCGUGCGACAACAAACGUGUAACUGUCGUCGCGUAGCCUCGCGUUUUUCGCUGGAAGGCAUAACGAAAGGGAAGAGGAAGGGCCGAGAAGGCUCGAGUAUCGCCGUGAACAUUCUCGAGGUCGAGUCUCGUCGAACGGAUUGGAGAUGUCCGCGGGUUAUUGAGAGAAUGAGGGAGCUGGACACCGAGAGUCCUGUCGUCUGGCCGGCCUGGUGUUACACUGGUGAAGCGUCUGGUGAGAACGCGUCCACGGGUACUGGAUCUCGUGGUGGCGAUCGUGGAGAAGCAGCGGAUUUAGGAACGCACACGGAAGAGAACGAGGAGACCACCCUGGCCGCGAACACAGCGGUCGACGGCAGGGGCGGAAGCCCCCAGGACGCCCACCUCUCGGGUUCGGCUACUAGCAGGCCUCCAAGAGGCAGAAGACGUCAAAAUCAGAAUGGUCUCGAUACCGCUCAAGUUAAAACGGAACGACUCACACCCGACAAUAACUCGACCUCGUCGAGAAGCGUAACGCCAUCGUCGUCGAGUCAUCCAGGCACGCCGCCAAAUGCGACAUCCCUCGGUGGACCCGAAGGGCCACCACCACCGCCGCAUCAUCUCAAGCACAUGGAACAGAUGAUGGGACGAAACUGCAGCGAUUUUAUGAGAAGCCUCGCCGCGAAGUACAACAACGCCAAUCCCAACGAUUACUUCAGUACCCUAAGAAACGGCUAUCCUCCUGGUUUGGAUCCCAGGUUUCCUGCGUUUAAGACCGCAGCCACACCGUUCGUAGGUCUAAUGGCCCCUCUUGGCGCGCCACAACCAACCACCGUUCAAACCACCUCGCCUCUAUCCAACAAGGAUCCCAAGGAGCAGAAACAGGACAGCAUAUUCGGAAACCCGGUAUUUCCUCCUAUGCUCGAUAUGUCGUCGACGCAAGCGCUUUUGCACAUGGUGCGAACGGCUAAUGCGGCACAAAACGCUGCCGAACUCGAGACUUAUCUCAAGGGUGCGAACAAACGUGACGCGGGAGUGACGAGUCCUUUGGAUCUCUCGACUCCAGGAGGAUUCGCACCUCGUAAAAGGCAAAGGACGGAAACGAGGAGAUCAGGGAGCGUAUCUCCGAAACCCAAAGCUACUCCACCUGGUCCGAGCACACCGCCACCCGUCAGAUGUCCUUCCUUGUGCGGCCACAUGCCGUGCGGCGAUGGACAAGCGGUUAAUCGUUGGACCAUCGAGGACGUCGUCAAUUAUGUCUCCUCGAUCGACAUUUGCGCGGAAUACGCUCAGAAUUUCCGAGAGCACCGUAUCGACGGGGCCGCGUUACCGCUACUAUCGGAGGAACAUCUGACGGGACCAAUGGGUAUGAAACUGGGACCAGCCUUGAAGCUUCGAGCAAUGCUCGCGCGGAAGCUUGGGGCGUGUACCGUCUGUCUUCACUGUGCGCAUUGCCACAAGACGCAGCUACCUAUGCUAAGUACGGCAGCUGCAGCUGCUGUCGUCGUUCAGCAGCAACAGCAACACCAACAACAACAACAACAACAGCAACAACAACAACAGCAGCAGCAACAACAGCAACAGCAACAACAGCCACAGCAACAACAACAACAACAAUUGCAACAGGCACAGGGUAGACGUCCGAGUAGUACGGGUAACUGACAAAUACUGGCGGGGGCUCCCUCUUUCGGCCUUGAAGGAGCGCCUGCCAUUACGAUCGACUCUCCAGAUCCAAACAGAGCCCUGAGGAUAGAAAGGCGUAUUCCACGGCCGAUACGUAAACCAGAGGUUGUCUUCAAAAAACCGAUUAAACAGUGACACUAGGAGAGAUACUGUGUGCUUUCGGUUAAACGGAACGGGGAUGGGGGAGAAAAAUAACGAAAAAAGAAAAAAAGAAAAGAAAACACUUUUUACGAGACACCAAACUUUGUUUUGAACGAUGACGAGAUUACGAUGGUGUCACCAUGAGUGCCGUGAGUUACGUGUUCGUUCGAUAAGUGAACCUGUAUUCUCAUUCGCUUAACAUUUGACAUCGUCCAUGAAUUAUCAAAGAUACAUUUCGAUUCUUUUAAACGGGUUUAUGGUUUGAAUUUUCUACGUGACGAUUGAAGAAUUGAUAUUGAAAGGUAUCGAUUUACAAUACGAAUUAGAUACGAGAGAACAGAGACUUUAGUCGAUGUUGGUAACCUGUACCUAGUAUAAGAGUACCUAGAAUACUGCUCAGAGAUAUUUUCGGGCAUACGCAUGGAAUGACGUUAAUUUUUCUAUAUAUAUAUAUACAUAUAUAUAUAUAUGUACAUGUAUAUAUAUGUGUAUAUAUAUAUAUAUAUAUUUUUAUGUCAGAUAAAAGAGCGAAAGAGCAUCGGUAUAAAAUUUUCUUUAACGCCUAAGGUAAGCUCGUAAGUUAUAUAUCUACAUAAUUGUGUUGUGUGAGAAAAUCGAUAAUAUAAGAAAACGCGUGCCUACGCUCGAAAUGUCUUCCAGAAAGUGUCGUUAACGAUCGCAAUCAUGUUUGUUAUCGCGUUAUACAUACAUUUAAUAAUCCAAUAUGGGUCGCGAGAACUUAAUAAAAUAUAUGCGAUACGCGAGUAAUGUGUGUGAACGAAAGAAAAGAGAAUCGAAGAAUGAAUCGAAGAAUGUACGUGCGUGAAAAGGAAAAAAAGAAAAAAGAAAAAAAAAAAAAGAAAGAAAAAAGAAACCCGAUAUGUAACUAUUAUUCGAGAGAAUCAUGUGCAAUAAACAAUACGCGGGUUUCGCCGAGGAUGUACUUUUUAAACGAAUAAUAUUAGAUUAGAAAUUAAUAUGAAAUAACUAAUUCGCACCGAUCGUUGUUCCGUUUAUAUAUUUUAACGACGUUUUUUACAUCGACGAUUGUAACGAUUAAUAUACUAAAUUAUAUUUUUGCUAACGCUCUAUUGCAAAAAGAAAAGAAAUAGAGAGGGAUAGAGAGAGAUAAAGAAUUUGCAUAUAAAGUACGAGCGGCGGAACCGUUUAGAGAAUUGUACAUUUUCUUUUUCUUUUUCGACGUUCGUUACGAGCGUUUAUUUAUUUAGAAACUAAUCGUUGCCUUAUCGUAUUCACUGUAAUAAUAAUUAAGAAUCGAACGACUGUAUGUAGUAGAGAUACAACGACGACGAGUAAGAACGGCGAACCUGCAUCGUCGAAAUAAAAAGAAAAAAAAAAAUUAUAGAAAUUAUCAUCGGUUCGUACGACGAGCAGUAUUUUUAGAUUUACAUUAGCCUAAAUUUACUGCAAGUUAUACAUAUAAUAAAUAUAUGUAUAUGUGCACGAGUACUUACGAGCAUUUCGAGAUUCGCCUUUAUGAUGAAACCGAAAAAAUAAUUAAUUAAUUUCCCUUUGAUUAUAUUAUUGUCACUAGCGAUGCGUUAAUUUGUUUCAUAUUUAAUAAAACUUGAUCAUUUUGUAAUUAUCGUGUAUGACACAAACAAGCUUCUAUAUCGUUGCCAAUUAUAAAAAGUUUCGUUUGUCCACUUGUUUGUGUCGUAUGGGAUACUGAUUUUUCUUCUCUCUCUUUUUUCUUUCUUCCUCUUAAAAUUUAAAAUGAAAAUUGAAGAAAAAUCUCUACGUUAGAAUUAGAUUUUAGGAGAAUGCGAAUCUCGAUGAUGUGAGAGAGUACUCGAAUCAGCGGCUUUUACUUAAAAAGAGAAAGAAAGAAUCAUUGUACAUAAUUGCUUAAGCAUUUAUUUAUAUUGUGCUUUUACAAAUGGACUCGUAGUAUUUUAUUCAACGUUAUAAACGAAGUAAACAAUUUCGGUCGGCGGAUUGAUCUAUACAAGAGGGUAAAAAGAGAGAGGAAAAGAAUUAUACAUAUAUAUAUAUAUAUAUAUAUACAUAUGUAUAUGAAGGCAAAAUCGCAUCUUUGUAUCAGUGUUGGGCAAUACUUCAUUCAAUUAAUGAUUAAUUAUUCAAUCGUUAUAAUUUGAAUUAUUUAAAUUAUUAAUAGAUAGAUUAAUGAUUAAUAAUUGAAGUUUUGGUCGUGAAAUUAAUAUCUGUUUUUAUAUAUUUUUCUUAUUUUCCUGAUAAUUAUUAUACGUAUAUUAUCCUUAUUAUUAUUUAAAAAUUAAUUAAUAAAUGAGAUCAAUGUGUCUCUAAGAAACAGCUUGUUAAUGAUUUCGUUUCAUAAUCGCGUACAAAAUAAUACAUUUCAAUGAUCGACAUUAUAUUUACGAAGUAGUUCGUCAAUGUGCGAGUUUAAAUUAUUUAAGAUAUUUUAAAUGUAGGACAGGUAAAAUCAUUGACUUCAUAAAAUCAAGAAGAAUACAUAGGAACAAAUAUUCACGGCGAUGAUUACAUAAUUAAUUUCAUCGUAUAACAUUUUUAAUAUUAAAAUAAUAUUAAUAUUAUUUUAAUAUUAAAUAAAAAACAAGUUUAAUCGUUAAUUGAACUUAUUGUCCAAAAUUGGCUUUGUAUCGAUAGAAACGAAGCUGUACAACAGUACAACAAAGAGGAACGGUUAACCAGUUUUGUGAUAAAAACCUAUAAUUUCAUUCAUUUCUAUACAUAUACACACAUACAAACCUCUCCUCAGUUUUCUUUACGUUGUUUACUUACGACUUCGAUCUAUAUUUCUCACUCAUCUCCCUUUUCUUUUUUUUUCUUUUUUUUUUUAACUUCUCAUUGCGAGUCUGUCGUGUAUUAUUUUACGUUUAACUGUCAUAAUAUGUAUAGUAGAAAUUAAUGGUGAAAAGAGAAAAAAAAACAGUACAUUGUUUCUGUUACAAUAUAUUUGUUGAAAGAUA
Vespula pensylvanica (western yellowjacket) is the source of this 6012-nucleotide messenger RNA. Its product is annotated as serine/threonine-protein kinase Warts-like. Gene Ontology annotation, molecular function: protein binding. The transcript is spliced from 6 exons. The record is from RefSeq and is a predicted model, not a curated record. Gene Ontology annotation, cellular component: PRC1 complex. Lineage: Eukaryota; Metazoa; Arthropoda; Insecta; Hymenoptera; Vespidae. Bases 1442 to 2914 code for a protein of 490 amino acids.